AUGAACUCGUCGGCGCUCCUCGCGUGGCUCUUGUACGCGAGUGUCGCGCUCCUCCUGCUCUUCCUCAGCACGUCAUUCGUGCUCUACAUGCAGCCAAAGAAGCACGGUGCAUCGUCUUCCCUUCCCAGGUCCACGUCCCCGCUCUUCGUCCCCUCGCGCUUGGUCAAUAGCGUCGCCAUCCUCGCGCUCUACGCGUCGCUCCUCUGCCUCUUCACCGCCCCAAUUGACGUGUAUCUGUUGGAGAACGCGCUGCCUCAUGUUCCAGCGAACGCCCGCGCGCUGCGAGUGCUGUACCAAGUCUAUUUCGCCUUCUUGGCCUUGUACUCCUUCUGGAUCGCCCCGCUCGCCUUUAAUUACGCCAAACAGACAGAGAUUGCGCACCUGACGCUGCGCUUUUCUAGUCGGGAGCGGCUCUUUGCGGCUCUGAAACGCACCCUGUGCUUCUUGCUCGGUCUGUCGCUUCUUUUGCUGGUGGUCAUGGUCGUGCUGCUCUGUGGCAAGCCAGCGAGCUCCGAUAUCGAGUGGCUGCGACCGUUGCUCCGGUUUUCCUCGGAUCUGGAGACGUUUCUACGACUGCUUGUGGGCACUCUGGCACUCUCAGGCAUGUACUUGUGGCUGUUUGUGUGCAGUCGUGGACUCGCGAGUGUGCCGCUCGUAGGGCUCCUCAUGGAAGACCACAGUAUUGACGAGAACAUGACGACGUUUGACGCGCUUUUGCGGGAAAAUGCUUUGGAAUCACGGGCUACUGAGCAGACGAGAGAGACGAUUCUGCAGCGCUAUGCUGUCGAACAGCAAAUGAGUGGCGCUGAUCAGGAACGACUGUCGCAAUUGAAGACGCGCGCACAGCUCCUUGAAGAACGUCGAGCCGUGCUGCGUGACAACCUGCAGCGAUUUGCACUGACGGGAAAAUUGAUGUGCUGGAAGAUUCCGAUUGGUGUCGUUUUGAUGACAUUGUCGCUGCUGAUUGUCGUUUCGAUGCUCAGCACGAGCGUUGACAAGAUGGUGCAUUCGAGUUUUGCACGUGGUUUUCUCUUGAACGCACCAGAGUUUCCGAACCCGGUAGAUCUACUGUUGGUGAUCGCUUCGCGCGUAUUCCCGUUGGACUACGUAGUCUUUGCAGUGCUGUUCGUGUACUUGUUUACGAUUUCGUUGGUGGUGCUCAAGCGCCACGGCUUGCAGUUUCUGUGUUUCCGGCUUGGACGAUUGCAGCCGCGACUGACGUCUGCAGCUACGAUGACUAUUUUAUCGCUUGUGCUCAUGCAGCUUGCCAUGGUGGGACUUUUUGCGCUGCUCACAUUGGCGCCGCAGCACGCUACCUUUGGUCACCAAAUGUUUGUUGAUGCGUCGGGACGCGUUAUUCCUUGCACUCUCGAAGAGGCAGCCAGUGCUGCUGCUGCAGCCAAGUCGGGAGGUCUGCCCGAUCAUUGCCGCAUGACGCAGCUAGCGCGAUUCUACAACGCUCUAGCAGUUGAGCUGCCCAUGUUUGGCACGGCCUUUUUUGUAGGCCAGCUUUUGUUUGCCACAGCGUUUGUGCCGUGGGUCGCACAUGCCUAUUGCAUGGCAAAGAAGCUCGACGACCCUCUCGAUUCUAAUCGCCAGCGACUGCUAGACGACUAUUAA
This is a messenger RNA of Peronospora matthiolae, 1620 nucleotides long. The record is from the annotation of a GenBank genome assembly. NCBI's taxonomy places the organism in Eukaryota, Oomycota, Peronosporomycetes, Peronosporales, Peronosporaceae.